Molecule: messenger RNA, 1740 nt
Organism: Debaryomyces hansenii CBS767
Lineage: Eukaryota; Fungi; Ascomycota; Pichiomycetes; Serinales; Debaryomycetaceae
Gene: PCL7
Product: Pcl7p
Exons: 1
Coding region: 1-1740 (579 amino acids)
Biological process (GO): regulation of cyclin-dependent protein serine/threonine kinase activity
Cellular component (GO): cyclin-dependent protein kinase holoenzyme complex; nucleus
Molecular function (GO): protein kinase binding; cyclin-dependent protein serine/threonine kinase regulator activity
Source: RefSeq, a predicted model, not a curated record
AUGAGUUCCCAGUACAAUAAUCCCGAAGCUGGCAGUUCCACGCAGCCGAAGGGCAGCGUUUCGAAUUUGACCAGAAACUUAUUAUCUUCAUCACAGCUGCAGGUCGGGAAACCACUGAUCCAGAAAGACUUAUCGACGGGAGUUUUGCAGCUGCAACAAGGUGACGGUAACCGUUCUUCGAGCUAUAACGCAUCGCAUGCAUCGUCAUUCAAUAAAUUCAUACCUACGGAAGGCGAUGAUCGGGGAAAUAACGACCUGAGGUUUUCCCAGUCAAUUGACUAUGCCAACAGUUACACUAACCCCAAUAAUCAUUUCACAAACUUCUCGUAUCCAAAUCAACCGAGUUUCAUAUACCGUAACAGUUCCAAUCCGCAAUAUAUACCACCUAAUAAUGACUCGAUGAAUUAUAUACCUUCGGGCCAUAACACACCCACGACUGUCAGCACCUCGUAUUCGUCGACUAAUUCAUACACGCCGAUGGCAUCGAGCGGAAACACAUAUGGUGUCCAGACACAACCCCAGAAUAUUUCUGCUGCUGCAAGUCUCAGACCUGCUGGACUCACCUCAACGGGGCAACCAACUACAAAUAUUUCAAUUGAAUCAGUAAACACCGCAAACCAGUCGCUCAGAUCCAGUUCAAUUAAUAGCACUAGAAUGCCGCAACCGGGCUCGUUCACAAAUUCCAAUUAUGGGUUUGAAGGUUCGAAAUCCUUUCAAUACCAACCUCAACUGCAAACGAACACAUACGCUUCAAUUCCACCACAGCCAAUGCCCACUAAUACAAGUACAGCUUCGGUGCAAAAUCAGGAAUUUCUAUCUCAACAACUGCAAUUAAAUGCCUACAAUAAUCAGUUUCCACAUUUUUUUCAGGAGCCUGAUCAUUACAUGACAUACAAGGAAUUUUUAGAAAACUUGACAAAUGAUUCAUCUGAAGAAGACGAUAAUGAACAUUUAAAUAUAGUUGACUAUCCCGUUAAUGACUUAAUACUAAUGUUGUCAUGUUUGUUGACUAAGAUAAUUGAAGCUAAUGAUAAAUUGCACCCUAACCAUUUCGAUAAUACAAUUGCAGUUCGUCAGAAAUUGAAAGAGGAAAAGAAGAAGAAAAAGUUGGAAAAAUUAAAACAAAAGCAUGCUUCAGUUGAUUCUCAUAUCGAUCCUGAUGAUUUAAGUAAUGACGAGGAGGAUGACAACGACGAAGAGGAUGAUGAUGAUGAAAUGAAGAAUAAGUAUUUAGCCAACGUAUUAGCAUUUCAUGGUACAAAUGUUCCUGGUAUAUCAUUACAUGCCUAUUUGGCAAGAGUAUUGAAAUAUUGUCCAGUGACAAAUGAAGUAUUUCUAUCAUUAUUGGUGUACUUUGAUCGGAUUGCCAAGAAGGCAAAUAAUCUCAAACAAUUCAAAAGUAAUGAUGAUGAGCAAGACCAAGAGCCUGAAUCAGAACAGCUAUUCGUCAUGGAUUCAUAUAACAUCCAUAGGCUAAUUAUAUCUGGUAUCACAGUUUCAUCAAAAUUUUUCUCCGACAUAUUCUAUAAGAAUUUAAGAUACGCAAAGGUAGGAGGUUUACCAUUAGAAGAGCUAAACUAUCUUGAGUUGCAAUUCUUAUUGUUGUUAGAUUUUAAAUUAAUGAUUUCGGUAGAGGAUUUGCAAAAUUAUGGCGACUUACUACUAAGAUUUUGGAAGCGAGAACAAGUCACUAACGAACUUGUCAUCGGUUCACAAAGUCCUAAUCAGAUGGAUGAAUAA